Messenger RNA from Penicillium bovifimosum, 1188 nucleotides. RefSeq names its product GTPase-activating protein GCS1. Gene Ontology annotation, biological process: regulation of endocytosis; regulation of ARF protein signal transduction. The transcript is spliced from 5 exons. Gene Ontology annotation, molecular function: GTPase activator activity. Bases 1 to 1188 code for a protein of 395 amino acids. The record is from RefSeq and is a predicted model, not a curated record. Lineage: Eukaryota; Fungi; Ascomycota; Eurotiomycetes; Eurotiales; Aspergillaceae. Gene Ontology annotation, cellular component: Golgi membrane.
AUGUCUCGAAUGUGGGAGGUCGACCCCGAGACGAGGACAAAGCUCCUCCAGAUCUCCAAGACCAACGGAAACGACAAGUGCUGCGAUUGCGGUGCCCCAUCGCCUCAAUGGGCCUCCCCAAAGUUCGGAACAUUCAUCUGCCUCAAUUGCGCCGGCACACACCGCGGGCUAGGCGUGCACAUCUCCUUCGUCCGCUCGAUCACCAUGGACGCCUUCAAACACGCCGAGAUUCAGCGCAUGGAGCUGGGAGGCAACGACCCCUGGAAGUCCUUCUACGACGAACACCCCAUAACCGUCUCCGAGGGCCGCACAUUCGAAGACUCAACCAUCAAGGAACGAUAUGAAAGCGAAUCAGGCGAGGAGUGGAAGGAGAGGUUGACGUGCAAAGUCGAAGGCCGCGAGUACGUCCCCGGCCAGGAGAAGAAGAAUACUGCCUCGCGCUCCAACACUCCCUUGAGUUUAGCUGGCGCUGGUGGUGUGUCUGCUGCGCGGGCUGGGUCUCCCGCUGCAUCGUCUAUUCGCUCUGGUGAUAGCCAGCGCGGUGGUGCUCCUAGUAAGAAGGAGCAGAAUGAGGCUUACUUCGCGAAGCUGGGUAAUGAGAAUGCUACCCGUGCCGAGGGCCUGCCUCCCUCGCAGGGUGGGAAGUUUACUGGGUUCGGUGGGGGUCUGCCUCCUUCCCCGGCGGGUGAGAGGCGCUCUUCGCCGUUUGGCGGGUUCGGGGGUGGGGUGGUGGUGGACAGCCUUUUGAAGAACUGCAGAAAGAUCCGGUGGCUACUCUCACCAAAGGAUUUGCCCACAGCCAAGCAGCUGGCGGAAUCGGACUUCGCAGCCCAGGCACGAGUCCACGCUUCGAUGCUUGGUCAGAAUCUGCAGACCGGAGUCCGCGGUGCUGCUGAUCAGUUCAAUAGGUUUGUCGAGGGCGACGAGGCACGCGGCGAUGGACGUCGGAAUCGCGUUGAGCCUGAACGCCGAGACUUCUGGGAUGACUUCUCGGCCUUGGGCGACCAGGAGCCUUCUAGCCAUCGCCGUACUGCAUCACAACGGUCGCAGCGGUCGGAUGUCGUUGGAACUGCUGCUAUGCGGAAGGGUCCGACGGCCUCUUCGCUGGCUAACUCUGGUGUAGAAGCCGGGGAGGGUAAUACGUCUUCGGCCACAGCCAAGAAGGAUGAUUGGGAUGAGAACUGGUAG